AUGCAAAAAAGCGAGCAUGCAGUACCUGAUAAAUACACUUAUCAACCGCUUCUUAAGGCUUGUUCUAAUGAAUUAAAAUUGAAAGAAGGUGAAAUUGUUUAUGGAUCAGCAAUCUGGUGUGUGGUUAGUGAUGAUAUGCAUGUUGAUUCUAGGUUGAUUGAUUUUUAUGGUAAAUGCAAGGAGUUAUUAAGUGCACGUAACGUGUUUGAUGAAAUAUCUGACAGAAAUGUGGUUUCUUGGACAGCAAUGAUUGUUGGAUAUGCAAAUGUUAGGGAUUUGAAAAACGCUAAGAGUGUGUUUGAGAGAAUGCCAGAGAGGAAUUUACGGUCGUGGAAUGCAAUGAUUGGUGGGCCGAUCCAUGUAGGGGAUUUAAGCGGAGCGAGGAAGGUGUUUUAUGAAAUGGUUGAGAGAAAUGUUGUUUCGUUUACAGUUAUGAUUGAUAGGUAUGCAAAAGCUGGGGAUAUGGCGUUUGAGGAAGUUUCAGAAAAAGAUAUGCAAGGGCUUUGUUUGAGGAAGUUCCAUGGUCGGCAAUUUGGUCUGUCUUAG
This is a messenger RNA of Dovyalis caffra, 546 nucleotides long. The record is from the annotation of a GenBank genome assembly. NCBI's taxonomy places the organism in Eukaryota, Viridiplantae, Streptophyta, Magnoliopsida, Malpighiales, Salicaceae.